GACGCGUAUGUCGAGCUACAUCUAGCAGACUCGCGAGGAAUCAUUGAUUUUUUUGCAGCAUCAACAAGUAAGCGUGAUACGUUCGAUUCGCUUUGAAGUGUGGCACGCCGCAGGCGGCCAACGUAAUGCCACGAGGGAUACCGUCCCACAGGCCGGUUAACGUAGCUACGUUGGCGGCCGUGGAAUGGCGGCACAUAACUAGAGUCUCGCGAGCACCACGCAGAUGAAAAGACCGAGGAGGCGGCUUCGGCGGAGGACUUUAGCGCUGUGGUCGCCAUAUUUAUACACACGGCAUUCAAUACGCACAAGUGCACGAAUUUUAUUAAUUCGUAAGUUACGGGAAUUUGGUGGAGGCAGGUAGACGACGGUCGUGAGCCGUCAGUUGCCAGUCAUGGCACGAAGCCGGAAAGACAGUACUGGUAAGAGCGACUCCGAGGUCACGGAUAAAGAGAAUAAACGAGCGAGGGAGAGGAAGAAGAGGUCGGCGUCAUCGUCAAGUAGUGGGAGCAGCUCCUCCGAUAGUAGCUCGGCAUCUUCGAGCUCUAGCAGCAGUGGAAGCUCUAGAUCCAGUUCCUCCUCGAGCUCUUCGUCGAGCAGCUCAGGCAGCUCGUCGGCCAGCUCUCGUGACAGGGGACGCAAGCGCAGCAGGAGCAAAAGCACAGAUGUCAGAAGACACGAGAAUAAAGAGAAGGAACGUGACAGGGAUAAGGAGCGUGACAAGGAGAGAGAGAGGGAACGUGAGAGAGAGCGUGAAAGGGAGAGGGAAAGGGACAGGGAUAGGGAUAGGGACCGUGAAAGGGACAGGGAUAGGGAUAGGGAUAGGGAUAGGGAAAGGGAGAGGGAGCGGGAGAGGGAGAGGGAGAGGGAAAAGAAGAAACCCAAUUCAGUUCCAGAAAAGCCAAAACCAAAGCCUAGAUCCAGGACUCCGUCUCCUCGUCGAAAACGCAGGGAAAGGUCACCCAUUCCUAGACCAACGAAAAUUCAUAUUGGCCACCUGACGCGUAACGUCACCAAGGAGCACAUAAUUGAGAUUUUUUCAACAUACGGCAACAUCAAAUUGGUUGAUUUUCCUCUCGACAAAUUACAUCCCACCCACGGCAGAGGAUUCGCGUACGUCGAAUUCGAAACGGCCGAUGAAGCUGAAAACGCCAUGAAACAUAUGGACGGAGGUCAGAUCGACGGCCAGGAAAUAACCGCCGCGCCGGUGCUGCUACCCAAGGCCCGACCACCGCCCAUCCGUCGCAUGUCCCCGAUGAUGAAUCGAAGAGGCCCGCCUCCGGGCCGUUGGGGUGGCGGCGGAGGCGGAGGCGGCGGUGGUGGCGGUGGCGGUGGCGGCGGCGGCGGCGGUGGCGGUGGAGGUGGAGGAAACCGGAACUCGCCGCCACGCUACAGAAGACGCUCACCGCCGAUGAACCGACGCGGUCGAAGCCCCGCAAGGCCGCCCCGCCGUCGGCCUCGCAGCCGCUCCAGGUCACCCAUGAACAAUCCCCGACGCGACAGACACCGCCGCUACACGAGAUCGAGCUCCAGCAGCUCGCGAUAGCCCGCGCGAUAACUUAUUAACUUUGACACAUUGACGCGGCCGGGGAUCGGGAUCUUCACGGACGUCCGAGCACCUGGUAGCGGGCGAACGAGCAGGAGGAGGAAGAAGGAUGA
Molecule: messenger RNA, 1656 nt
Organism: Ceratosolen solmsi marchali
Lineage: Eukaryota; Metazoa; Arthropoda; Insecta; Hymenoptera; Agaonidae
Product: RNA-binding protein with serine-rich domain 1-A
Exons: 5
Coding region: 392-1543 (383 amino acids)
Biological process (GO): mRNA splicing, via spliceosome
Cellular component (GO): nucleoplasm; ASAP complex; cytoplasm
Molecular function (GO): RNA binding
Source: RefSeq, a predicted model, not a curated record